AGCUAGCUACAGGACGCAAGGGACCCCACAUCACCUCACAUCCCUUCGGCGAUAAGGUCCCGUCGCCCCGCACACAGUUGCUGUUACGGAAGCAGCAGCAGGCAAAAAGUCAAUGACGUUGACCCUGACCCUGCGUUUGAGCAUAAAAAUACUUUCCUUUUCUUCUCUUGCUGGAAAUCUGCCUUCUUCAUUUACACUCAACAAUUGACAACUUCUUCAUCAACAAUCAUCAACAUGCCGGACCAAGGAUUCCCCCAGACCGGCAAGCGGUUCGAGCCGAAGAAUAUGCUGUUCAGAUACCUGGGCGACACUGGUCUCAAGGUUUCUGUGCUCGGUCUUGGAGGUUGGCUCACGUACGGAAGUGACAAUGGCGUCAAGGAAGUCGAGCAAACGGCUGAAUGUCUGCAAGAAGCUUGGGAUCACGGAAUCAACUUCUUUGACACGGCUGAAGUGUAUGCGGAAGGUCAAUCGGAGAUCAUUAUGGGCAAGGCGCUGAAGAAGUGUGGGUUUGAGAGAGAUGAUUACGUGAUUACUACAAAGUUGCAUUUUGGUGAUGGAAAUGGAUACCCAAACAAUCACGGUCUUUCACGAAAGCACAUCAUCGAAGGCAUGAAGCGCUCCCUCAAGCGUCUCGAACUCGAUUCUGUUGACGUUGUCUAUGCUCAUCGUGCCGACUUCUGGUGCACGCCCAUGGAAGAAACGGUUCGCGCAUUCAACACCCUCAUCGAGCAUGGCCACGCUCACUACUGGGGCACCUCCGAAUGGAGCGCCUUCGAAAUCGAGCACGCCCAGCACGUCGCCACCCGACUAGGCCUGAUCGGUCCCGUGGUUGAACAACCGCAAUACAACAUGUUCGUCCGCGAGAGGUUCGAAGCCGAGUAUUCGCCCCUCUACAAGCUUUACAACUAUGGUACCACCAUCUGGUCUCCGCUGUAUCAGGGUAUCUUAACAGGGAAGUACAAUGAUGGCGUCCCGGCCGAUUCUCGCUACGCGACGAUUUCUAAAGAUCAGGUAUCCAAGUUCGAACAACCGGAGACGAAAGCCCAGAUCGAGAAAGUCAAGAAACUCACUACGAUUGCCGAGAAGCUUGGUGGCUCCGUCGGCAACUUGGCGCUGGCCUGGGUGAUCAAGAACCCGCACGUGUCGGUGGCUAUCCUAGGUGCUACCAAGGCUAGUCAGAUUACGGAGAAUGUUAAGUGUUUGGAGUUGUUCCCUAAGAUGACCGACGAGGUUAUGAAGGAGAUUGACGAGGUGUUGGACAAUACGCCUAAGAUGCCGGGACCAAUUCCGCCAACAAGAGGAAAGAUGACUUUGAAUAAGGCGUUGAUGUAGAUGUCUUUCCUUCUAGAUGUCUAUUGAAUUUUUAGAUGAAAGCAUA
Mollisia scopiformis is the source of this 1378-nucleotide messenger RNA. Its product is annotated as putative voltage-gated potassium channel subunit beta. Lineage: Eukaryota; Fungi; Ascomycota; Leotiomycetes; Helotiales; Mollisiaceae. The coding region runs from base 235 to 1332 and encodes 365 amino acids. The transcript is spliced from 3 exons. The record is from RefSeq and is a predicted model, not a curated record.